Messenger RNA from Zophobas morio, 1233 nucleotides. Its product is annotated as regucalcin-like. Gene Ontology annotation, biological process: L-ascorbic acid biosynthetic process. The coding region runs from base 125 to 1168 and encodes 347 amino acids. NCBI's taxonomy places the organism in Eukaryota, Metazoa, Arthropoda, Insecta, Coleoptera, Tenebrionidae. The transcript has 4 exons. The record is from RefSeq and is a predicted model, not a curated record. Gene Ontology annotation, molecular function: gluconolactonase activity; enzyme regulator activity; calcium ion binding.
UUUUUAAAUCAGUUUAACUAUCUUCUGUUUGUCAAACAUAUUUAUGUGGUUUUUUGAACAACAGAAAAUAUGCUGAGUUCAUAUACGUUAAGAAAAUAUUCCACUUUUAGCACUUUAUUCAAAAAUGACGUCUCCAGUGAUAACAUUUUUAACGCUCCUCGUUCCCAUAUGGAGUCUACCAGCACUAAAUCCAACCCAGUCCCCUGGUGUCUACCAGCUCACCGAACCCGUAGACCAUUCAGAGUGUCCCAGCUGGGAUAAUAGAAACAACGUCCUUUAUUACGUCAACAUACAUCAAGGACAAAUCUACAGAUUCGACUAUCAACAAUUAAGAGUUGAUCACAUUACUCUCAACGGUGAAGUCGCUCCUGUUAUUCCUUCCAAAAGAGACCCGAAUCUCCUAAUAGUAGGUUUAGACAGAUCAGUCGCUGCCGUGGAAUGGGACGGGUUCUCAAAACCUAGUGAGACCCGAAUUUUGGCAUCUUUAUCUCCUGAUUUUCCCAACAGCAGAGUCAACGAGGGCAAAGCUGACAAACAAGGUCGCUUGUGGAUGGGUACCAUGGGCAACGAUGGUGCAAAUGGAACUCCUGACGAAGGCAUACUUUAUCUAGUGACUUGCGACAAUCUUGACUCUCCUCUAGUUGAGGUAGCUCCUGUCAAUAUAAGCAAUGGUCUUACUUGGAAUGCUGCCAACGACAAGUUCUACUACAUCGAUUCACCAACCUUACAAAUUGUCGAGUACUCUUACAACGACGAAACUGGUGAAAUCAGUGGUCGCAGGGUUGUUUUCGACCGAAGCGCUCACGAUGAUCUUCUUGGAGAUCCGGAUGGGAUGACCAUUGACGAAGACGAUAAUCUAUGGGUAGCGUUGUAUGGUGGCAGCGGAGUUAUCAAAGUUGAUUCUUCAAAUGGUGAUCUUUUGGACUUCGUAUCUCUUCCAGUUUCGGAUAUAACUUCAGUAAUGUGGGGAGGACCGGACUUGGAUAUGCUUUACGUAACAACUUCUAGGAUUAGUCUGACAGAUGACGAAAAGUUGCAACAACCAACUGCUGGGGCUGUAUUUGUUAUAACGGGCUUGGGAACAAAGGGACGCCCUACUUUCGAAGUAGAUUUAUUGGGUUCGAUUGACGAUGAGACAUGUGGUACCAAGAAAGUAUUGCGAGGUUAAGCAUAGACUAGAAUGUAAUGAAUUGCUAUAUUUAAAGAAGAAAAUAAAAAUUUAAUCAAAGCAUA